Paramecium tetraurelia is the source of this 837-nucleotide messenger RNA. RefSeq lists its product as uncharacterized. The transcript has 4 exons. The record is from RefSeq and is a predicted model, not a curated record. NCBI's taxonomy places the organism in Eukaryota, Ciliophora, Oligohymenophorea, Peniculida, Parameciidae. Gene Ontology annotation, molecular function: metal ion binding.
AUGUCAAUAUCGAAAUAAUUUCACCUUUAAUUCUCGCAAUCACCAAGAUCUAUCAAUAAAACUUCUUUAAAAUACGAUCUCGCCUUGCUUGGUUAGAGUGAAAGAUUGAUAAAGUAGCCUCAAAUUGCGCCUUAGAAACGUCAAAGAAGCAUAAUAAAACAGCAAUUAUUCCUUAAAACUUAAAUCUCAAAUUCAUCAUUAAACAAGUCAAACGAAGACUUUCUAUUAAAGAAACAAAGCUAGAAUUAAACUUCCUUUUAAGAAUAGCUUAUAAUGAAAGAUUUGAUUAUAUAGGAGUACGAAAAAAAAUAUAGGGAUCAGAUUGGUGUUUGUUAACAACUGAGUUGCCAGGUUGAAUAAUAGAAGGAGUUGAUUGAUUAAUUGCAAUUGCAAAUCAAUCAUCUGAAACUCUACAUUUUGGACCUGAAAAAAUAGGUUGAAAACAGUGUUUUACAUCAGCAAUGCAAUCAAAAGCAGCAGGAAUACAAAGAUUAAUUAAGGAGGUUUGAUGAAAUUCUCAGAUAAACUAUGGAUUAAAACUAUGCAACUCAAUAAAGGAUUAAAGAUUUCGAACUAAAGUCCUAAAAACUAAAAUAGUAAUCAAAUGAUUUAAAAUACCAUAUCAUAUGUAGGAAUUGCAAUGCUCAAAUCAAGAAUGCCGUUACCUUGAUUCCCUGUGCACAUACGUUUUGCAACAGAUGCAUUAGUAACUUUAAGGGACAGUGUUUUGUCUGUUUAGAUUAGAGCAAAGUCACUGCCACAUACGCCAAUGAUUACAUAACAGAUUUGGCUUAAAUAUACUAAACUUUAGAAUCUCUAAUCGGUGUAAUAUAAUGA